AUGGCCAAGAAAAUUUUAUUAACUUUGCUUUCAAUAUUUCUUGUAUGCAUUUUAGAGGCACAAGGAAGAAAAUCUCUUUACUCAAUGAAUGGUAAAGAUGAAUUGCCAGUAGUUUUCCCAAGUGAUCAUAGUGAUGGUAUCUGCAAAUCAAUGGUGGAGACACAAGGCUACAAAUGUGAAGAACAUAAGGUUACAACAAACGAUGGUUUCAUUCUAAGCCUUCAGAGAAUUCCAGCAGGGCAAUCUGGUAAAAUAGCAGAUAAGCCACCUGUUCUACUACAACAUGGUCUCUUCAGUCAGGUAAAUUAUUGAAUUAUGACGUAUUUUUGAGUAAUAAUAUGUGGUUUUCAGGAUGCUAUGAUAUGGCUGUUUAAUUCUCCUGAUGAAUCAUUGGGAUUUAUAUUAGCCGACAAUGGGUAUGAUGUGUGGCUUGCUAAUACUCGUGGCACUAGAUAUAGCAGUGGCCAUACAUCUCUCACUCCCAGUGAUAAGGCUUAUUGGGAAUGGUCAUGGGAUGAAUUAGUCUCCUAUGAUCUUAAAGCCUGUGUCGAAUAUGUGUAUAACCAAACCAGACAAAAGCUGCACUAUACAGGUCAUUCCUUGGGAACUCUAAUUGCAUUAGCUGCAUUCUCUGAAGGGGAGAUGGUAAACAUGAUCAGAUCUGCUGCUUUACUUAGUCCAAUUGCUCAUCUCAAUCAGAUUCCUUCACCGGCUAUCAAAUUUGCGGCUAAUAUCUUUCUAGCUGAUGAUCUGUACUGGUUAGGUCUUCGCGAGUUUAAUCUCAAAGAGCAAGAUGCUUCCAAACUUUUAGAAGGUAUCUGCAAAAUUCCAGGCAUCAAUUGCGCCAACCUACUGACAGUUUUCACAGGCCCAAACUGUUGCAUUAAUUCUACGAGGAUAGAUGUUUAUCUUGAUCAUGAGCCUCAACCAACAUCAACCAAGAACUUGAUCCACCUUGCUCAAAUGGUGAGGACAGGGUACAUAGCGAUGUACAACUAUGGAGAUCAAGCACAAAACAUGCAACACUAUGGACAAGCCAGUCCUCCUGUAUACGACAUGACUAGUAUACCAAACGACCUUCCUCUUUUCCUCAGCAAUGGAGGGAAAGAUACGCUGUCAGAUGUAAACGACGUUGCCGUUUUGCUUGACGAUCUCAAAGAUCAUAACAAGGACAAGCUUGUUGUACUUUCCAUAGACGAAUAUGCUCAUGUUGAUUUUGUCAUGGGCGUUAAUGCCAAACAAGUUGUUUAUGAGCCCAUGAUUGAUUUUUUCAAUCAGAAUUAA
Prosopis cineraria is the source of this 1284-nucleotide messenger RNA. RefSeq names its product triacylglycerol lipase 2-like. Gene Ontology annotation, biological process: lipid metabolic process. The transcript is spliced from 9 exons. The record is from RefSeq and is a predicted model, not a curated record. Gene Ontology annotation, molecular function: hydrolase activity, acting on ester bonds. Lineage: Eukaryota; Viridiplantae; Streptophyta; Magnoliopsida; Fabales; Fabaceae.